Fusarium odoratissimum NRRL 54006 is the source of this 206-nucleotide messenger RNA. RefSeq lists its product as uncharacterized. Lineage: Eukaryota; Fungi; Ascomycota; Sordariomycetes; Hypocreales; Nectriaceae. The coding region runs from base 4 to 165 and encodes 53 amino acids. The record is from RefSeq and is a predicted model, not a curated record. The transcript has a single exon.
AACAUGACGGUGCUACUCUACAGAGGUUCAGAGGUUCCUGGUUCUGCUACAGGCUCUGACUUCAUCGACUAUGUUCAACCGUCAUUGCGCGAAUCAGGUAUCCUGAACAACAAGGGCACUACACAGCCACGUAACCUUGCUACUAGUGGAUACAGGUCUUUUUGAUCUACAGCCAAGGAAUUAUUUCACUGUGUGAAUGUUACAAG